Molecule: messenger RNA, 1569 nt
Organism: Argentina anserina (silverweed cinquefoil)
Lineage: Eukaryota; Viridiplantae; Streptophyta; Magnoliopsida; Rosales; Rosaceae
Product: probable linoleate 9S-lipoxygenase 5
Exons: 7
Coding region: 1-1569 (522 amino acids)
Biological process (GO): lipid oxidation
Molecular function (GO): oxidoreductase activity, acting on single donors with incorporation of molecular oxygen, incorporation of two atoms of oxygen; metal ion binding
Source: RefSeq, a predicted model, not a curated record
AUGGAUAAGAAGAAAUUGAUUCGUUUCCAAAAAAACAAAUUGAUUGAAGAGGAUAAGACUGCUUGGAGGAUGGACGAAGAAUUUGCUAGAGAAAUGUUGGCUGGGGUCAACCCUAUCAAUAUCCGUCGACUCCAAGAGUUUCCACCAGCGAGCAAACUAGACCCAAGAGUUUAUGGUGAUCAAAGAAGUACCAUAACAGAAGAACACAUCAAGCAUAACUUGGAUGGGCUAACGGUGCAUCAGGCACUCAGCGACAACAAGUUAUUCAUAUUAGACCAUCAUGAUGCCUUCAUGCCUUACCUGAGGAAGAUAAACUCAUCAACAGAUAAUAGGAUCUAUGGCAGUAGAACCCUCCUUUUCUUGAAAGAUGAUGGGACUUUGAAGCCAUUAGUGAUCGAACUAAGCUUGCCUCAUCCCGAAGGAGAUCAGUUUGGCUGCACUAGCAAAGUGUACACACCAGCUGAACAUGGCGUUCAAAGCUCGAUAUGGCAACUAGCAAAGGCCUAUGUGGCUGUAAAUGACACUGGCUCUCAUCAACUUAUCAGUCACUGGUUGAAUACCCAUGCCGUCAUUGAGCCGUUUAUAAUAGCCACCAACAGGCAGCUGAGCGUGCUUCAUCCAGUUCACAAACUUCUGCAUCCUCACUUCCGUGACACGAUGAAUAUAAAUGCACAAGCAAGGCAAGUUCUCAUUAAUGCUGGUGGCUUUAUGGAGGCCAUAUUUUUCCCAACUCAGUUUGCCAUGGAGAUGUCAGCUAUGGUUUAUAAGAGUUGGGUUUUCCCAGACCAAGCUCUACCUGCAGAUCUAAUCAAGAGAGGGGUGGCUGUUGAGGACGCCAAUUCUCCACACGGUGUUCGCCUACUGAUAGAGGACUACCCAUUUGCUGUGGAUGGAUUGAAUAUAUGGUCUGCAAUAAAAACUUGGGUCACAGAUUAUUGCUCCUUCUACUACAAGACUGAUGAUAUGGUCCAACAAGAUAUUGAACUUCAGUCAUGGUGGAAGGAACUUGUGGAGAAGGGUCAUGGUGACAAGAAGAAUGAACCUUGGUGGCCUAAAAUGCGGACUCUUGACGAGCUCAUCGAAACAUGCACUAUUGUCAUUUGGAUUUCUUCGGCUCUCCAUGCAGCCGUCAACUUCGGACAGUUUCCCAUGGCAGGAUACAAUCCGAGCCGGCCAACUAAAAGCAGAAGAUUCAUGCCUGAGAUAGGAACCCCAGAAUAUGAAGAGCUCAAGACCAAUCCUGAUUUGGCUUAUUUGAAAACUAUUACUGAUCAGCUUCAUACUCUACUUGGUGUUUCGUUGCUGGAAAUUUUAUCUAAGCAUGCUAGCGACGAAGUUUAUUUGGGACAGAGAGACACACCUGGAUGGACAUCGGAUACAAAAGACUUAGAAGCCUUCGACAGGUUCGGAAAGAGACUAGCUGAAAUUGAGGAUGGUAUCAUGCGUAUGGAUAAUGACGGGAAGCUGAAGAAUCGAGUUGGACCGGUUAAGGUGCCAUAUACUUUGCUCUAUCCCACCAGUGAAGCUGGACUUUCUGGCAAGAGAAUCCCUAAUAGUAUCUCGAUCUAA